Cutaneotrichosporon cavernicola is the source of this 2460-nucleotide messenger RNA. RefSeq lists its product as uncharacterized. Gene Ontology annotation, molecular function: transcription cis-regulatory region binding; DNA-binding transcription factor activity, RNA polymerase II-specific; zinc ion binding. The transcript has 3 exons. The record is from RefSeq and is a predicted model, not a curated record. Lineage: Eukaryota; Fungi; Basidiomycota; Tremellomycetes; Trichosporonales; Trichosporonaceae. Gene Ontology annotation, cellular component: nucleus. The coding region runs from base 1 to 2460 and encodes 819 amino acids. Gene Ontology annotation, biological process: regulation of DNA-templated transcription.
AUGCGGAGACGCGCCGACAGCCCUUUGGGCCCUGUGACCCAUGAUCACCAACCAACAAAGCGAAUGCGACGCGGAUCUGGAGGCGGAUCCCAGUCUCCGCCCCGAUCGGCAAACUCGUACCGCGGUGCUGAGGAUACUUCACCCAGAGUAAUCCGCACGGCGUCGCCUCAACGCCCAACCCUCCCUCCCCUCCACCCUCUCCCCCACAUGCAAACCGGCCCGUCGAAUAGCGAGCAGCGUCGGGAUGCCCCGUUCCAGAGCUUUGGACAAGCUGGCCGAGCAACUGCUCAGUCCCAGCCCCCACACUACGGACAUCAUCCAAGCCAAAGCUGGCACGGACACCGGUCAAGGCACUCGAUCGACACGCCACAUAUCAACCUCAAGAGCCCGUCGCCGCCGGCGGUGACGAGCCCCGAACGACAACGUCUAGCGGCUGAGGCGCGCUCCACUAGCGCGCAGCCUGCCAACCCGACGAGCACGACAACAGACGUCGUUUUCAGUCGCGACGUGACGAACCGCCAGCCUAGAUCCAUGAUGGCGUGCAUGCGCUGUCGCCGGCAAAAAAUGAAGUGCGACGGGCCCGGAAAGGAGCCUUGCCGCGGAUGCAGGCAGGCGGGCGUAACGUGCGUCUUUGAGAGCCGCACACGACCAAAGUCGAUCUCGACCAUGCCGAGUCGUGCGUCACCGUUCUUUGGAGGCUCGAUGCCUGCUGGACGGGGUGGAACGCCUGGCGGCGGCCCCGGGUUCUAUCCUCCCUCAGCUCAGCCCGCGGCACCGAUCACCUCUCGCCCGACAAUGGUGCCAGACUACGUCAUGCUACCCCCGCACCCCGGCGGUCCAGGCCGCGAACCACCGAUGGCUCCACCCCAGCCGCACCCGAAUUAUCCCCCGCCACUGCGGCAGCACACUCCGCCUGGCGCUGGAGGACCUGGAGGCCCGCCUCCACCGCAGUACUACACUGGUCCACCACCCGGAGCGCCGGGAUACGGUGUGCCGCCACCGGGACCCGGUCCUCCACCGGUCGUGGUCGCUCAGCAUCCUGUGGAUCCGCGCACGGACUCACGUUUACGUGGGCUCGAGACGGCGUUCCGCAGCGUCUCGACGUUGCCUGCGGCCGUUGCUGCCCUUCAACAGACGCUCAACUCCCUGUUGCGGACGCAGGAUGCGCUGGCCUCUAAGCUGGCGGGCGGAGGGGCGCCCGCUGUGGCGCCGUCGCGAGCCAUCACCGAGGUUCCCGACCAUGUGUGGGAGAGCUACCGCGUCGGCGCGUGGCCCUUGACACCCUGGCUGCCCGGCAUCAGCCCGCUCCCGGGCUUACCGGCGCACGUACUGCAAUGUCUCGGCCGGCGGGCGGCGGCGGAGCGCACCGAGUCCAGCCGGCGUGAGGGCGAUGCGGCGGCUGACGCGGUUGCGUCUGAGAUCAGCCGCCUUCUCGGUGCCCGAAUGCAGUGGACGCGUGACGAGGUCCUUAGCCUCGGCGUGUACGCGACGUGGACAGCGGAUAGCGCGCUUGGCUGCCUGGCCGUCGGGCUGGCGCGCGACUUGCAGCUCGACAGGCCGCACACGCUCAGACGGAGCCACGACGAGUGGCGUGAGUGGAUUUACGUCGUCCUUACAGACCACAUGGUCCACCUCCCCAACUUUGACGUGCCGAUGAUGCACGAUCCUCUUGCGCCGACCUGGCGCGAACUCGUCGCAGACAGCCGUCCCUCGGACCCAAGCACACUGGACAGAGACUCGAAGCUACUCGCCUGGCUCGAGUUCUCUGAGCUCCUGAUCGAGGUGCAGGCCGCACAGAGGAGCAACGAUCCGCCCUCCCCGAAGCGGGAGAGCACGGAGCGCGGAGAACCCGUGCAAGACGACGAGCAGCGACAGCGCGCACGCGACAUUUGGCGCCGCUUCGCACCCCGCUGGGACGCGUGGGCUGGCUCUGCUGGGGCGCGCCACGACCCCGUCCUCUCCCUCCACCUCAACUAUGCGAUCCUAUACACGGCCUCGCCGGUGUGGGCCGCCUCGGAGCCGGUCUGGGCCGCAGUUGCCCAGAGCCACGAGGGGUACGCGCAGCUCGAGCGGGCGCGCGACGCAGCCAUCGCCGUCCUCCAGACCCUCGGGUCACCCGAGAUCGGCCGCACCAUCGCGUACUCUUACACCGUCCUGCGGCCCAUGUUCGGCCUCGCGAUCGCCCACCUCGUCGCCCUCGUCACCAAACUCUCUCACACGCCCAUCAUCUCCCUCCCACACGUACAGGGCCAACUGCGCGCUGUGCUCGACAUGCUCGCCGACGCUGCACCCCUCGACGGCGCAGCCAUCUCACCCGCCUCACCCGCAGAGGACGGACCCGCCCUCCCCUCAUCCCUGCUGCGCGAUAUGGUUGAGACAGGGCAGGUUGCCGCGAUUGGUAAGCGGGACAUUGUGGGCGCAGAGCCGGGCCGCGACCUAUGGCGCAGGAUCUUGGGAUAA